Molecule: messenger RNA, 2625 nt
Organism: Eurypyga helias (sunbittern)
Lineage: Eukaryota; Metazoa; Chordata; Aves; Eurypygiformes; Eurypygidae
Product: immunoglobulin superfamily member 10-like
Cellular component (GO): neuron projection
Source: RefSeq, a predicted model, not a curated record
CGCAUCGCCGGCGGCACGUGGCAGCUCCUCACCGCCCACUCCGGAAAGCCGGUGGCAGUGAAGUGCCAAGCGGAGGGCAGGCCCCCUCCCUCCGUCUGGUGGGUUCUAGCAAAUGAGACGCGUGUCUCCAGCUCUUCCCCGGGGAAUAGCAAAGCUCACGUGGAGCCGGACGGCACGUUACUCAUCGAGGAGGUGACGGUGUACGACAGGGGCCUCUACACGUGCGUAGCCAAGAACCCAGCGGGCACUGCCACACGGGCCGUGAGACUGCAGGUCAUUGCGCCUCCUCCCGCUAUUCGGGAAGAGAAGAGACAGCGUGUGGAAGGAGGGAUGGGGGAGGACCUCCAGCUGCCUUGCACCGUGGAAGGGAAGCCUCAGCCCACCGUUCACUGGGUCCUCUUCGAUGGCACCGUGGUGAAACCGCUGCAGCUGGUGAAGGCAAAGCUGUUCCUGUUCCCCAACGGCACCCUCCGCCUCCGCAACGCCGCUCCUUCCGACAGCGGGAACUACGAGUGCAUAGCCACAAGCUCGACGGGCUCGGAAAGGCGGGUGGUCAGCCUCGUGGUGGAACACAGAGACACGCUCCCGAAAAUAGUUACCGCCUCUCCAGAAAUGACUCGGCUGAAUUUUGGGGAUCAGUUGCUUCUGAACUGCACAGCGACCGGGGAGCCGAAGCCCAGGAUCCUCUGGAGGUUACCUUCCAAGGCGCUUGCUGACCAGUGGCACAGGAUGGGAAGUCGAAUCCGCGUGUACCCCAACGGAUCCUUGGCUGUCGAGGCAGUUACGGAAAAGGAUGCAGGUGACUAUUUGUGUGUUGCAAGAAACAAGAUCGGAGAUGACCUGAUCCUGAUGAAAGUCAGCGUCGCAAUGAAACCGGCCAGGAUCGACCAGAAACAGUAUUUCAAGAAGGUGGUGCCAUACGGAAAAGAUUUCAAGGUGGACUGCAAGGCCUCGGGAUCACCCGCACCCGAAAUAUCCUGGAGUUUGCCCGAUGGGACGGUGAUCAACAACGCGAUGCUGGCGGAUGACAGCGGACGCCGGUCUCGCAGGUACAUCCUCUUCGACAACGGAACUCUGUAUCUGGACAGAGUUGGAGUGACAGAAGGAGGAGAUUACACCUGCUACGCCCAAAACACGCUGGGGAGAGACGAAAUGAAGGUACGCCUCACGGUCGUCGGUAUAAAGCACGGCUACGAGACACGCCGUGCAGUGCAAGCCGGAGACACGGCGCUGCUGGACUGCGAAGCUGGCGGAGAACCCAAGCCAAAAAUAUUCUGGCUGCUGCCUUCCAGCGACGUGAUCUCCUCGUCGGCAGACAGACACCUCCUGCACGCCAACGGGUCUCUGUCCGUCGCGGGCGUCAAGCUGUCAGAUGCCGGGGAGUACACGUGCGUUGCUCGCAAUCCCGGAGGGGACGAUACGAAACUGUACAAGCUGGACGUUGUUGCUAAACCGCCUGUCAUAAACGGUUUAGACGCCAACAGAACAGUCAUGAAAGUGACGGCCGUGAGGCAUUCGAAGAAGCAAAUCGACUGCCGGGCGGAAGGGACGCCCCCCCCGCAGAUUAUGUGGAUCAUGCCUGACAACAUUUUCGUAACAGCUCCCUAUUACGGGAGCAGGAUCAUGGUGCACAGGAAUGGGACACUGGAGAUUCGGAACUUAAGGCCUUCGGACACAGCAGACUUCAUCUGCGUGGCACGCAACGACGGGGGAGAGAGCGUGCUGGUGGUGCAGCUCGAGGUGCUGGAAAUGCUGAGGCGACCGAUGUUUAAAAACCCAUUCAAUGAAAAAAUAAUAGCGAAACCUGGGAAAUCUACCACGCUGAAUUGUUCUGUGGAUGGAAACCCCCCGCCUGACGUAAGCUGGAUGUUGCCUAACGGCACCUGGUUCUCCAGCGGCAUCAGGACCUCCCAGUUUCUCACGGGAAGCGAUGGCACCCUUACCAUCCAUAAUCCCGACGGAGACAAAGCGGGGAGGUAUCGCUGUGCUGCCAGGAAUCAGGUCGGCUAUAUUGAGAAGCUGGUCGUCCUGGAAGUCGGCCAGAAGCCCAGCAUUCUCGCUCGCCCGACGGGGCCAGUGACGGGCGUGAGCGGGGAGCCGCUGUCACUUCCCUGCUCCUCUGAUGGGAGUCCCAAGCCACGUACAGCGUGGACUCUGCCGGGCGGCUACGUGCUGGACCGACCGCAGAUCAACGGGAAACACAUCCUGCUGGAAAACGGUACCUUGGUGAUACGGGAAGCCACCAUCCACGACAGAGGAGAUUACGUCUGUAAGGCCCACAACAGCGCUGGCGAGUCCUCCGUCACCAUCCCGGUCGUUAUCGUGGCGUAUCCCCCGCGGAUCACCAACAGACCCCCGCGGGCCAUGCACACCCUGCCCGGCGCGGCCGUUCAGCUCCACUGCGCAGCACUGGGGAUGCCAAGCCCAGAGAUUACCUGGGAAUUGCCUGACCGCUCCGUACUCUCCACAGGUAACCCAGGCCGAGCAUCUGGGAGCGAACGGCUUCGCCCCCCGGGGACACUGCUCAUCCAGAACCCCCGACCCUCGGAUUCCGGCGCCUACAAGUGCACAGCGAAGAACCGCCUCGGCAGCGAUGUCGCGGUAACGUACCUUCACGUCAUCUGA